This is a messenger RNA of Carica papaya (papaya), 708 nucleotides long. RefSeq lists its product as uncharacterized. The record is from RefSeq and is a predicted model, not a curated record. Lineage: Eukaryota; Viridiplantae; Streptophyta; Magnoliopsida; Brassicales; Caricaceae.
CUGGAGUUUAGCGAAGGAGUUCAUUGACGUUUUUUCUUUCUUCUUCUUUCCAUCUUAACGGUAACUAGGGUUAGGGUUCCGGAACUGAUAGUAGAAAAUGCAGCAGCGAUCACAGAUUCUGAGCCCUCCUAUAAACGUAACCACUGAGCAGAUUCAAAGGUACCUGGACGAGAAUACACAGUUGAUUAUGGUGAUACUGGAAAAUCAAAGACUCGGCAAAUUUUCUGAGUGCACUUCGUAUCAAGCACAGCUACAGCAGAACUUAAUGUACCUUGCAAGUAUUGCAGAUGCCCAACCACAAGAAAAAACACAGCAGGAGCAACCUCAGUCAACCGAGCAAGCACAGUAUCUGCAGCCUAGUUCGGUUCCAAUAUCUCAACAACAUGGGUCUAAUGGUCAGCAGCAGCAAAAUCAGCCGUACUUUCUUCAAAGACAGCAACAGGUUCAAGGUCAGACUGGAACAGCCGGGAGACCUAUAGCACCCAGCGGCAUUUAUCAGAGCAUGCAGUCUGGAUAUAGAAAUGAUUUUGGUAAUCUUCGAGGGAGUAAACAAGACAGGAUUCAGGCUGCCUCUUUGGACAGCUAUGGGAAGCCAUCUUGAGGACAACAGCUAUGAUAAUGAUGUGAGGGGUUAACCGAUGAAGCUAAUGGAACAGAGUUAGCAAUGUUUCAAAUUUCUUUUAGAAACAAGCUGUUGAAUUGUUUUGG